AUGGGUUGUAGAAACAGGCACUCUUUCCCAGAGAAUCACUCUUCACCUUCUAAUGAUUCGAUCAGCGAGGCCUUGCUUUUAACCACCAUGUACAUCGUGGGUCUCCCUGUUGAUGUUCAUGUCAAGGAUGGCUCUGUAUAUUCUGGAAUCUUCCACGCUACUUCUACUCAAGCCGAUUAUGGUAUUGUUUUGAAGAAAGCAAGGAUGACCAAGAAGGGAAAAGGCAACACCAACAUCGGAAAUGAGGGCUUUGUGGAUACACUAGUGAUUCUAUCCAGUGAUUUUGUGCAAGUUGUUGCCAAGGAAGUAAUGCUUCCUGCAGAUGGUGUUGUUGAAAACAUUACUGGUGAUGAUGAGGAAGCAGUAGCACAUAAUGUAUGUUCUGAGAGUCUAACAUGCGAAUUAGAGAAUCACACAGAGCCCUUGGUGGAUGCAAAACAAGUUAAUCAAUCUAGACAAGCUGGAGAUGAAAAGUCAAACUCAAAAGGAAAAGCUGAUGAUCACAGACAGAAGUCUGAGUUUCUAAAUGAAAAAAGUGAUGAAACGAUUCAAAGCCACAAUUCAAGCCAUGAAAUUGAUACAUGUAUAGGCCAACAGAUAGCUGUUGAUCAUGGAAGCAAAGAUAGGACAUCAAAUCCUUCUGAUGACGGAUUAUUCUACAACAAUGCUCCUGCAUCUGUUCAAGCUAAUGAUCGGUGUAGUGAAAGGUCUGCUUCAGCAGAGUCUGUCUCUACAACUUCAACCCAAGGUGUGGAUCUCACCACAGAAUCACAUCCAGCAAGGUCCAUUGAAAUAUCUGCUCCAAGGGGUAAAGAUUCUACAAGAAAUGCUAAGCAAUUUAAGCUCAAUCCAGCUGCCAAAACCUUCUCUCCAUCUUUUGUGAAUCCUAUAUCAUCAACCUCUGGUGCGAGCAUGGUAUACAUACAAAAUAGCUCUCCUGUAGUUCCUGUUGCUAGUAUUCAACCAGAAGUUGGAUUCAACGCUUUUACUUCUCGGCCUUCAGUACCUGUAAAGGUUGCACAGUAUAGUAAUUUGACAGUGGGAAAUGGUGGAAGUGGCUCUCAGUUUUCUCAACCGAUUGUUGGACAUGUGCCACAUAGAAACCAACCCCUCCGGUAUACUACACAUUACACCCCUGUUUUGUCUGAACCUGCUUAUAUACAACCAAGCUCUCCUGCUGUUAUGGUUGGACGUUCCCCCCAGUUAGUAUAUGUUCAGCCAGUUUCCCAUGAUUUGAUUCAUGGAACGACGGCUGUUGCCCCAGUCUCAGCUCGCCCUCUUUUGAAUCAUCAUGUACCGUUUCCAAAGCAACAAGGAGGGACAAUUGGUCCAGCAAUGCCAGUUUGUGUGCCCCCUCCUGUCCUAACAAGUGGACACCAGCCCUUUGCACUUCAAAGCCACAUUCCACUUCUGCAACCUGGCUUUCCUCUCACACGACCUAUUUCAGUUCCAGGACCAAAUGGUUUCUAUGGCACUAAAUUUUAG
Sphenostylis stenocarpa is the source of this 1485-nucleotide messenger RNA. Lineage: Eukaryota; Viridiplantae; Streptophyta; Magnoliopsida; Fabales; Fabaceae. The record is from the annotation of a GenBank genome assembly.